AUGGAUGAAGGAGGCAUCAGAAAACGAAGUUCAAAUCAAGAACCUGAUGAAACGCCCAUCAAGAAAAGCAAAUCUAUGAAUCUACAGAAAGAGGCAAGACUUGUAAUAUAUUACAUUGGAAACAGUCCUAGAAGCUCUUAGCCUCCCAGAUCUCAAAUAUAGAUUCCAUUCUGUUGUAAAAAUCAUUUUAUUGUUUACUUACUUACUUACUGCGUUCUUAAACCACGCUUCGUCAUAGUUAGGGAAUUUUAGAUUCUGGAAUUAAUAGUCUUAAGAGGAGCUGCACAUAUGCAAAGAGGUAGUGAACAGCGCCAGGUGGCCUCAACCAAAUUGUGUCUCUCCUAGGCCUAAUACCUUCCCAUGGAUGCUUAUGUGUUUGCAUAGUUUAUGGCAGGAAUGGGGAGCUUGUGACCCUUCAGAGGUUAUUGGCCCCCAAUUUCCAGCUAUGCUGGUUGGGCCUGAUGGGAAAUGAAGUUCAGGAACAUCUGAUUCCCCAUUCCUGGCUUAUGGCAUUCACCUCGAGGCAGUACAAUACAGUCAGCAUUUUUGAAAGCAAUGAAAGCAAUGUGCUUUAAGUAUGCUUAACUCCUUCUUGGGUUUUAUUUGCGGCAAAAUAUGCACCGUGUAAAACAUGGGAAUUAGCUGUUUUGCCCUGAGCUUUAAUUUGAAUGCAGACCUACCUAACUUGCAGUUCCCAACCCAGGACAUGAACAGAACCAGUUAUCCUUCAAAAUUCACACUUGUCUGAAUUUUGCAUUUCAGUUCUCAUACCAAAUGUUUGCAAAAUUGUGUAAACUGGGGGGAAGCGUGCAUGGUUGGUAUCCGUCUGUGCCAGUGUGCUUCUGGGGAUGAAGUCAAACCGCUGGAAAAUGACAGCGCUUGCUGUGGCUGAAAAGCCUGGUAAUUCUCAAUGGCUGCCUUGCACAUUGUUUUUGCUGCUGCAGUAAAGGAGAACUAAAUUUAAUACUGGGGAAAUGUGAAACUGGGGGAGAAACUAAAUUUGACAGAUUUGCCCAUCCACACUUAGAAUUCCGUCCUUAAACACAUCCUCGCUCUCAAGAGGAGGCACAGUUGCACUUGGUACAUGUCCUGUUGUAAAAACAGGGAAUAGUCUAGUUAGGUCCAGCUUUAAUGCCCCAAGUGGUGAAGUAAAAUGCUCUGUGAUGUUCAACACCUGAGUUAAUUAGUAGAGUGUUGUUUGCUAAAUGUGGAGAUAAUCACAAAGCUCAGUGAAGUACAAAAGGAAAGCCUCUUUUCCCAGAACGUCUGGUUAAUGUUUGCAUUGUAUCACAAGUUGUUCCUGGUGUCACCUCACCUGUUAAUGCUGCUGAAAGUCUCAGCACAGCAGACCCUGGUUGCGUUCCCCUCACACUCAUUACUUUUUUCCCUUGGCUAGAAUAUGAAGAAAUGGUCAUGGUCAAUACUGAGCGCUUAUUCCUCCACAUUUUUGUUACCCUUGCCAAGGCAACAAGUAACGUUUUAUACUUUUUAAAUUCUUUUUAAACAUUUUCACCCCACCUCCAAGCUGAAGAAGGCUCCUAGAGCAGCUUACCAAGGUCAUUCCCAGAACAGACCUUUUUUUUUAAGUCUUUAUUUCAUUUUAGUUUUAUAUUGCUUUUAAUUCCUGUGUUACAUUCCAAGUCGCUUUGACUUCACUUUUAAUUUAAAAAAUGACCAAGAAGUACAAUUAAUAAUAUUAAUUAACUGUAGAUCCUACGGAUGUGUUUGUUGGGAAAAUAAGCUCCCCCUAAGAUAUGUGUCAGCAGCUGUUGUAUAAAGCAGUGUUUCUGCAAUAAGAGAGGACCCUUCCUAACAUAUUCUUGGGUUAACAUCUGCUUCAGUGUUCCUGUCCCCCAUCCAUCUCCACCCUCAUGAUACUGCCUAUAGAAGAUUGAAAGAACCACUCCGGUUGAAUUCACCUAACCUCAAUUUCUUUUUCCAGGUGGGCCUGCUUAGUGGAAUCGGUCUCAUUGUUGGGACAGUGAUUGGUUCGGGAAUCUUUGUUUCUCCAAAAGCCGUUCUGGCUAACGUUGGAGCUGUUGGGCCCUGCUUAGUCAUCUGGGCAGCCUGUGGAGUGCUUGCUACGUUAGGUAAAUCACUAUUGCUCUUUCCAAUUUAUUCUCUCCCCCGCUGCCCCGUUUAUUACAAGCUCCUUGUUAUGUGUUAUUUUGUUUAGCCCUUUAACAAUGGAUUUGCAUUUGCUAGUUUUGCAUUUGAAAUUAGCAUAUAUGAUAUAGGUGUUUGGGGAAAAUACUAGCCAAAGCUAACACAUUACAUUACAGCAGUACCUUGGUUCUCACACAGCUUAGUUGUUGAACAAAUCAGCUCCCGAACGCUGCAAACCCGGAAGUAAGUGUUCCGGUUUGCGGACAUUUUUCGGAAGCUGAACGUCCGACGCAGCUUCUGCUUGAGUGCCGGAAGCUCCUGCAGCCAACUGGAAGCCGUGCCUUGGUUUUUGAACGAUUUCGGGAGUCAAAUGGAUUCCCAGUACGGAUUAAGUUCAAGAACCAAGGUAUCACUGUAUUUUGAAGCUCCUUUUUUUCAUCUGGCCUCUCUUGCAAAUCACCAUGUGAUGAAGAACCAAGAGAUCUAUGUUUAGUAUAUGGCAACCAUAUCCUAGCAUGUUUUGGUGCUUAGACUAGAAUUGGGAGUGUUCAGGGUUCAAAUCUCCACUCAUCCAUGAAGCUCUCUGUGUAAUCUUGGACUAGUCACCAUCCCUUAGCCUGACUUACCUCACAGGGUUUUUGCAUGUAUUGAAGAAAAUGGAAAGGAUGAAUGAGAGAUAAAUAUAAACGUAAUAAAUAUGUGAUAACUGGCUCUAAAAAUCACUUUUUGUCACUGGCUUUUCUUUUAUCGAUGCCCCCUGAGUCCCAAGGCACCCGCUGAUGAUGUCAUGGACAGUGUCUAAUAGACACCGUGAGAACAAGCGCAGUGUUUAUAAAUGAAAAUAAUCGUGCUUGUGGGGGAGAGGAAAAAAAGCAUUUCUUCAGCAACUCAAAAUUAUAGUUGGAUAGGACCAGAUGAUCUUCUCACAACAGAAGCACUCACCGGCUGAAAGAAAUGUUGACUAGUUCCAUGUACCAUAACAAAAUUAUGCACUUAAUAGGAACAAAAUCCCUGGUGACUUGAAACAGGCUAGAAGGACCAGGUGCAUAUAGAGUCCUCCAGAAGCCAUAUUGAAAUGGAGAUGGGUGAUUGUGGCAGUGGUGGUGGUAGCGGAAGGUUAUUUUAAAAACUCCCACUUCUUUCUUCAGGGGCAUUUUGUUUUGCUGAACUUGGCACAAUGAUAACAAAAUCAGGAGGAGACUAUUCUUACCUCAUGGAAGCCUUUGGCCCAAUCCCUGCAUAUUUGUUUUCCUGGACAAGUCUCAUUGUCACCAUGCCCAGUUCCUUUGCCAUUAUUUGCCUCAGCUUUGCUGAGUACACAGCGGCUCCGUUUUAUCCGGGUUGUGACCCCCCUACGAUUGUCAUCAAGUGUCUGGCAGCAGCAGUCCUCUGUGAGUAUUUGGCUUUUGAUCAGGAAGACAAAGGUAGCUGGAAGGGUGAAUUAGUGACCUAAAACCAAAUGCAUACAGAGAUAACGGCAAAUAAUAGGCUUCCUUUUACACCGGUGCAAAUUUGUGGGUUAAUUUGGCACAAGCUGGAGGCAGCUGUUGCAUAACAGAAGCGAAGCUAGGAACCAGAGGUCUCUAAUUCAAAUUUCAUCUCUGCCAUGACCCCAUGUGCAGCCUUGGUCAAAUUCCCCUCUCCCUUUUUGGGAACUUGGGAAUAGUACCACUAACCCAUCUUCUAUAUGGCUCCUGCCAACUUAGCAGUUUGAAAGCAUACCAGCACGCCAGGGCAAGUAGAUAAAUAGAUACCACUGCAGCAGGAAGAUAAAUGGCGUUUCUGUGCGCUCUGGCACUCAUUACUGUGUCCUGUUGCACCAAAAGCAUUUAGUCAGGCUGGCCACAUGACCUGAAAAAGCUGUGAGAUGAGUGCUGCACCCCAUAGUUGACUUUGACUGGACUUAACCGUCCAGGGUUCCUUUACCUUUACCUUUCCUGUAAAGAGUGCACAUGAUGAUGAGUGAAAUGGUUUGAACACUUUGAAUGCAGAGGAACAUAUGAAGCUACCACACAGCUGGUCAGAUUAUUUAUCCAUCUAGCCCAUUAUUGGCUACUCUGAGUGGCAAGAAAAUGAAUUGGGAAGGCAAAGGACGGAUUCCAGGGGUACAGAAGCUUAUUUGUUGAGGUGCAAUUUCUCGUGAACCUUCCACCCUUUCCUUUCUCUUAGUUACAAUUACUCUGGUGAAUGCCCUGAGUGUGAAGUGGGCGAGCUACAUACAGAACUUUUUUGCUGUGGCUAAAAUGGUGAUUGUCAUAAUUAUCAUUGUAAGUGGGAUUGUUCUUCUAGCCCAAGGUAUGUUAUGUUGAAGUUUUAGUUGCAGUAUCUAUCUAUCUAUCUAUCUAUCUAUCUAUCUAUCUAUCUAUCUAUCAUCUAUCUAUCUAUCAUCAUCUAUAAUGUAUCUGCAGCAGUUGACUGGGAUUGAUACAACUGCUUUGUUUUGUUUUUGCUUUCUGUUUGGGGGGUGGGUGGGAACCUGUUUGUUGAUAUUUUUAAUAUUUCCUUCCUUUUAAAUAAAUUAAAAGCCGUUUAUGACAUACAUUAAAGAUAAGUCUCAAGUUUCUAAAAGGUUAUAUUCCGUUUCAAUAUGUUUUAAGAUCUGGCAUAAUAUAAUCUAUGGGCACGUGCCCGUGGUGAAGUGGUGGUGGACCACAAAAAUGGGGAAGGGGUCAAGGAGGGUCAGUUGGGUGGUGAGCGAUCAAUGUACAUCUUAUUUUCCUUUGAGGAAUGAAUCUGGAAGAUAUGAUACCAAAACCACAAAGGGUCCAGUGGCAUCUUAGGCAACAGAUUUAUCAGGGUGGGUGGGAGUUUUCACGGACUCUGAGCCAAGUUCCUCAGCUGCAAGAAAUGACAUGUUUCACUUUCCCUUCCCCAGGAAAUACAAAGAACUUCAACAAUUCGUUUGAAGGUCCCCCACUUUCUGUGGGUACCAUUAGUCUUGCAUUUUAUAAUGGACUCUGGGCCUAUAGUGGAUGGUAAUAUAAUUUUAUGACUCAUUAACAGUUAGAGUGUAGCAGUUCAUGCCUUAUUUUGAUGUGUCUUUACUGCACUUUAAGAAAGAUACUGCAUGAAAACUGUGGCACCUGAAGUCUUGCUGAAGAAUCACACCUGGAAAUAGUGUAGGGUGGGGAAUACUUAUUCUAAACUUAUGGUGACUUCCUGGUAGGCAUGAAAGGAGACAGCCCACCCACUUUUGUGGGGGAGAGCUAAGCAGACCAUUAACUUGUGGAACUUGCUAUCACAUGAUGCAGUGAUGGCCAAUAGCUGAGAUGGCUUUUGAAGGCACCAACAAUAUCAGCUAGUCUUAGGUCAUUAGAAAAAAGAGUUAACAGCAUCUUAAGGUUAGAACUAUUAUUUAGGCAGGCAUCCCCAACCUUGACCCUCCAGAUGUUUUGGGACUACAACUCCCAUCAUCCCUAGCUAACAGGACCAGUGGUCAGGGAUGAUGGGAGUUGUAGUCCCCAAACAUCUGGAGGGCCGAGAUUGGGGAUGCCUGACUUAGAGCCAGUUCAUAUGCAUAAUAAAAUCUCUGAUCCAAUAGGUCUCUCCAGAUGUUUCCAUAGGUUGGGGUGUGGAUGGGUGUUGUCUUAAUUGAUGGUUGCUUCUCAUAUGGGAGGUGAAUGGAUGCCAGGUAUUACAAAAGGAGGAAGGACUCAUAUUUGUUAAGGGAAUAUUUUUUUUCCUUAAGUGGUAAGGCUGUGUCUGGGCUGUAGUAUUUCAGAUGGCAGCUCCUUCAUACUCAAUCCUCAAAAUAGACCCCUACACAUAGAAAAUAGCAUGUCACAGAGAAACGUAACUGAGAAGCUUUUCCUUUUGUCCAGGAUAGCCAUAUGCAGGGCAUCAGGCUACCAAAGGCUGAUCUAACGUAUGCUUAGAUGUGCAAGGGAUUAUUUUUGCACAGAACAGGUGCAUAUAUUCCUGAUUGUUUAUUGGUACUUGCUAUUACUGUUGAAAGCCAUAUUGGGCACUUGCUUCUGUGCAAAAUGCAGAACACAAAUCAAAAUAGGACAUUUUCUACUUGGCUCUGUGAAAUCUCUCAUAAAGAUUUUGCUGUUGUUUGUGGUUGAAAGGUAAUUAUAAUUUCAGAAAAAAUAUCUAUUAACAUCCAGACUUACAUCCCAUAACCCUUUUAUUUGGAAAUUAAAUUCCACUGGGUUCAAAAGGGUUUUCUCCCAAGAAUGUGCAGGAUGCAAAGUAACAUUUUGGUACUUCUCUCUCCCCCCCCAUCCCUUCCAGGAAUCAACUUAAUUAUAUCACAGAGGAACUUAAAAAUCCUAAUAGGUAAGAAAAAUGCUGCAUCAGCUGAUAGAACACCAUUUCUUUUUCCUCCUCCCUCACAGUCCCAUUGAAACAAGGAUUUCCAACCUGCCAUUCAGUGUACAGCCCUAAGGCAGUGUGCAAAAAGUUUCACAAAGCAACAACAAAAUCCAGUAAGCUGUUUUCUGAAACCAGGCCCACGUUAGUGAACUGCAUCUAUACAGUUAGGAGGAAAUAUAUCUAUUCCAAGUCAUUUUGUUGCCUGAGGUAAAGGACAAGAUGGUUGCCACCUGCAGAAGCUAACUGGACUGGCUGUUUUAGUCUGACAGUGCCCUUCAGAACCACCCAAGGGCAGAAAACUAGUUUAGGCUGUGUGGCACACCCAGCUCUAUCCUCCACCAGGAGGGAAAUGCCUGGGAGCACAGGAGGAACUGCCUCUAGCCACUAGCAUCUGCCACCCAAGGCAGUUGCCUCACUCUACCUAGUGGUAGAGCCGGCCCUGCAUCCAACAACAACAGAGCGAAAUUUUAAAGUCUAAAUACACAGCUGUUUAGAGCCAAACUAGAUGUAGUGUUCAAUGUACAGAUGCAAUUAAUAUGUUGUUGUUGUUGUUUAGUCGUUUAGUCGUGUCCGACUCUUUGUGACCCCAUGGACCAGAGCACGCCAGGCACUUCUGUCUUCCACUGCCUCCCGCAGUUUGGUCAAAUUCAUGCUGGUAGCCUCGAGAACACUAUCCAACCAUCUUGUCCUCUGUUGUCCCCUUCUCCUUGUGCCCUAAAUCUUUCCCAACAUCAGGGUCCUUUCCAGGGAGUCUUCUCUUCUCAUGAGGUGGCCAAAGUAUUGGAGCCUCAGCUUCACGAUCUGUCCUUCCAGUGAGCACUCAGGGCUGAUUUCCUUAAGAAUGGAUAGGUUUGAUCUUCUUGCAGUCAAGAGUCUCCUCCAGCACCAUAAUUCAAAAGCAUCAAUUCUUCGGCGAUCAGCCUUAUAUACAUGUAUUUUAUAACGUUAAUGAGCAGCAUCCAUGGGGACGGGGUGGGGGCUGGUCUCCCCCCGUUAACCCUCCCCCCUCCUUUGUCCUGCUGACCCUCCCACCCAAGCCGCUAUCUGCAUUGGGAAGGAAGCUCCUCCUCUGGUUCUGCUUGCGUGUCCACUCAUCUUAUGUUCUUAAGUUCUCAAUGCAAAUAUCAUUCUUUAACUGAUAGCAUAUCUCUUUACAUUAUCUAGAAAUCUACCACUCUGUAUUGGUAUUGGAAUCCCUCUGGUCACAGUUUGUUAUGUUCUGAUCAAUAUAUCCUAUUUCACGGUUAUGACAACAACAGAACUUCUGCAGUCUCCAGCUGUUGCUGUGGUGAGUCCAAGUGGGAAAAUGUGUUGUUUUUCACCUCUGUACCAGAGGCAGAACAAGAUCGGAAGUGGUUUAAGUUACACAAGGGAAAACUUGCUUCUCUAAAAAGUUGUGCAAGCUUUUUAUUAAGUAUCUUUUUCAUUACUGCUGUAUCUUCAUGUGCCCAGUUGGUUGACCUCUAGGUUUUAAAGAUGUGCAUUAUUUCAAUUCCUUCCAUCACAGACAUAUGGAGAUAGGGUUCUUUAUCCUGCUUCCUGGAUAGUCCCUCUCUUUGUGGCUUUUUCUGCCAUCGGGUCAGCCAAUGGGACUUGCUUUACUGCUAGCAGGUAAAACAAAACUUUCUGAUGUGGAAUUCCAGUGCGCUGCAAGUUAAAGUUGACUUAUGUGCCCCCAGCCCCGAAUCCAGAUUGCAAGACUUCUGCAUUUAUAUGUACCUGGAGUUAAGAGCAUCAUGAUUGUCAACAGGCAGAUGCCCAGGUGACACUUAAAAGCAGGUCAUAUUGCAGACAGCUGCCCCAAUCAUCUGCUAAUUAGAAGUACAUGUGCCUCUGAAUUAGUUUUCCUCUGAAUUAAUCCAAUCAUUUUUAAGGAACUCGUGGUGGAAGCUGCCCCAGCAUUAUGUGAAUAAAUAAUUCAAUAUGUUAGUGAUACAUUGUGUGAAGGAGUACUUCAUAGUCAUUCUGAACGGGUCCCAUGUCUGCACCAUCCUCUCAUUAAAAGUAACCUGCGGCACUUGGGAGACAGGGGCACAUUGACAUUUCCAAGCUACUAAACUUUGCUGAGUUGCUGGAAGGUGGUGCAAGGAAAGGUGGUAUAGAGGGGGAAAGCAGCUUAAAUUUAACAUCACACCUGCACAUUCACUCACAUUUAUUGGAAGCACAGUAGUGAUGUACUAUAUAUGUCAGAUGGGGAAAAUCCCAUAUCUUGUUAUUCACAGUGCAUGUGGCAGUUGUGCUGAUCUCAUUCCAUUUCCCAGAUUCUUAUGCUUUUAACACUGGACUUAAUCAGAAUCUUGUUUUUUCUCAAACCACAACCGUUGCAACUAGUUCCUCAGACACUCUCCAUAGGCCCGUAUUACUUCAUAACAUGGUAAACACAGAUUCUGCAAUGCUCUCUGAAUGCAUCACCAAAAAUAUGAAAAGCGCAGAUGUCUUGUCAUCCUUUGCUCUCAGUCAGCCCAUCACAAUGGCUUCUCUAAUGAGAGUGAUUUACCUUCUCAGGCUUCCUUACGUAGCUGGUCGUGAAGGACAUGUGUUAAAGGUGCUCUCUUACAUCAACAUCAAGCGCUUAACUCCAGUGCCUGCUAUUAUCUUUUAUGUAAGUAUGAUUUCUGAAGUGUCAGAAAAACAUCAUAAGACCCCUGCUGGAUCAGACCAAAGGCCUGUCUAGUCCAGCAUUGUUCUCUGUUAUUGGAAGCAGGGCUUAGCCGUCACGACUAGUAGUCAAUGCUGCUUUUAUCCUCCAUUUAUUUGUCUAAUAUCCAACCGGUCCACGUUGGCAGCCAUCACAACUCCCAUGAGGUCAAAUUCCGUGUGAUUGCACAUGGCUUUCCCAUCUGUAUGCAAAAGGGUCUUUAUGAAAAUGGAGGCCUUGUAUUAUAAUGAAGCAACCAUGCAGUAGGGCUGCAAAUUUAAAGUCACUGGAGAGACUAAGCAAGCAUGUCUGAAUUACGGUAGUUUUCCAACAGUGUUAUCAUAGCCACAAUUAGUAUUGGCCAUUCUAUUAAAAGGCCUCUAAACCCAACACGGGACGCGGGUGGCGCUGUGGGUUAAAGCCUCAGCGCCUAGGACUUGCCGAUUGAAAGGUCGGCGGUUUGAAUCCCCGCGGCGGGGUGCGCUCCCGUCGCUCGGUCCCAGCGCCUGCCAACCUAGCAGUUCGAAAGCACCCUCGGGUGCAAGUAGAUAAAUAGGGACCGCUUACUAGCAGGAAGGUAAACGGCGUUCCGUGUGCUGCGCUGGCUCACCAGAUGCAGCUUGUCACGCUGGCCACGUGACCCGGAAGUGUCUGCGGACAGCGCUGGCUCCCGGCCUAUAGAGUGAGAUGAGCGCACAACCCCAGAGUCUGUCAAGACUGGCCCGUACUGGCAGGGGUACCUUUACCUUUAAACCCAACACUGAAAUCUGCAGGGUUUUUUUUAAAAAAAAUGCCUUCUCCAUAAUGCAUAUCUUCUCCUUUCAGGGUGCAAUAGCUAUGCUUUACAUAAUUCCCGGAGACAUCAACACCCUCAUCAAUUACUUUAGCUUUACGGUUUGGAUAUUCUAUGGUCUAACUGUGCUGGGACUCAUUGUCAUGCGCUUUACAAGAAAAGAUCUUGAAAGGCCUAUCCGUGUAAGUAGCCCACCACAAGAUAUUCUCAUCAGUGUUCAGGAUGGUUUGGCAGUUCCUCCUUUUGUUACUGCUGGAGUUGGGGGAGAAAUUAGGUUAACAUGAGAGCUGCCUCUAGGUUAGAUUAUUGCAAUGCACUCUAUGUAGUGCCGUUUUGAAGAGCAUUCAGAAACUGCACUUAGUGCAGAAUUCAGGGGCCAGAAUUGACUGGGAGUAGGCGGUCUGAUCCUAGAACGCUGAUCCUGGUUCAAGUGCAUAGGAUGUGUUAGCUCCCUGGCCCAAUUCAAAGUGCUGCUCUUGACAUAUAAAGUCUUACACUACCCAUGACAUCAAUACUUCAAGAAAGGUACCCCUGCCCGUACGGGCCAGUCGUGACCGACUCUAGGGUUGCGCGCUCAUCUCGCUCAAGAGGCCGGGAGCCGGCGUCGUCCGAAGACACUUUCGGGUCACGUGGCCAGCGUGACGAAGCUGCACUGGCAAGCCAGCACCAGUGCCGCACACGGAAACGCCAUUUAACUUCCCACUAUAAAGCGGUACCUAUUUAUCUACUUGCACUUAGGGGUGCUUUCGAACUGCUAGGUGGGCAGGAGCUGGGACCGAACGACGGGAGCUCACCCCGCUGCGAGGAUUCGAACUGCCGUCCUUACGAUCAGCAAGUCCUAGGCACUGAGGUUUUACCCACAGCGCCACCCGCGUCCCUUAAUACUUCAAUACUUAAUACCUAAUCAUCUGAGGGCCUUUUUGUGUGCCCCCUUCAAUAAACAGCAACAUGAGAACACGCCUUUUCAGUGGUUGUUCCCCAAUUGUGGAAUGGUCUUUUUAGAGAUGCAACACCAAGUUGUUAAAAUGGAGUGCAUUAGACUCUUGAGCCAGAAUAUUACUUGGCCUUCCUAGGUCGUUCCAAUCUGGGAUUCCUCAACACACACAAUUACAUUCCCAACCCCUCCGCUCUGUCUUGCAGGUCCCUCUUAUCAUCCCCAUCCUUGUGCUGUUUGUUUCCAUUGUGCUGGUCCUGGCACCCAUCAUCACUGCACCCGAGCUGCCAUAUCUGUAUUGCGUUCUGUUUAUUAUCAGUGGACUUGUCUUUUAUGUACUUUUCAUCCACUUCAAAUUCAGCUGGGCUCAAAAAAUCUCAAGUGAGUAUAUGGUUGAUUUCCAUCCCAGGGGAAGAGGUGUUUGUGAUGAAAUAAUCUGGGUGUGGCUCUUUAACUCUGAUUCAAAGGGAAAGAGCUUCUUAAAGUGGAACAGUGGGGUGCAUGAGAUACAAUAAAGAGGAAAUUAUGGGAAUAGAGGAGGCUCAUAGAGCCGGAAUGGGGUAUGUGGUCUCCUCAGAUCACUCGAGUUGCUAGAGAUUACAUACUCAAUGCAUGCUUCUGCGCACUUGCCCCUUGCCCUUUGCAGGCACAUGGGUGCUAGUGUUUCCAGUUACAAAAACAUUCCAGUUGGAAUGUCCCACUUUCCUUCAGGGUAGACAAUUUUUAAGCCUCCCUAUAUUUUAAAGAGUUUUAGACAUUCCUGUGCCUGCUUCUUCCUAACUACUAGCCAUCUCUUCUUUAAAGAUUGAAACUUGAUGGUAGUUUGACAUACACAGGAAAUAGAUCCUUUUGAUUGUGGCAACUGGUCUUUUGAGUGGACUCUGACACUUAGCAAAGGUUACAGCUCAUUAUGUCCUGGAAACCGUUUGAAAUGUGAUCCGAGAUGCCCUCACUUUCUGGAAUAUUCUCAAGACCCAUGUUAAUUUGGCUAUAGGAAAAGUAAAGCCCAUAAUCUGGCUUGUGCAAUCAACACGGAGGCUUCUAAGUGGUUAAGUGCAAAAGGGGAAAUGAUCUAGGAAAAGAAAUGGUACUAACAGUGCAAUUGCCAUUUCUGAAGGCUUCUGACCUCAACAACUUCUGCGUUUCAGAGCCCAUCACUAUGCACCUUCAGAUGCUUCUGGAAGUAGUUCCACCAGAAGACGUUCCUGAAUAA
Podarcis lilfordi (Lilford's wall lizard) is the source of this 12001-nucleotide messenger RNA. The record is from the annotation of a GenBank genome assembly. NCBI's taxonomy places the organism in Eukaryota, Metazoa, Chordata, Lepidosauria, Squamata, Lacertidae.